AUGCCGUCCAAAACUUCGAAAUACGUAUAUCACGGACAUAGCAAAAUAAUUUCUGGUGUUAUUACAGUUUUGGAAACUACCAAUAAACCACUCUCUUUACAAGAGUUAGUCGAUGAAAUGACUAGACGACAAUUAGUGGUUUUUCAUGGUGCAACACCUAGAAAUACUGUCAGUGGAGAAAUCAGCAAGCUUCUUAAUGCAGUAGGUCCCAACAAUGCGCCCAUCCUAAAAGUAAACCAAGGAAAACUUACCAAUAAACAAGUAUCAAGUGUAUCAAGUGGAAAGAUUCAAAAAAGACAUUCUACUCGAUCUACACGCAAUAAUCAUUGUUCUCAGAUGACAACCACGACAACCACGACAACCACGAGUUCAACGGACAUCCAAAAUCAAAAGGAGCGCGUUCAUGAACAAAAGAAAUGUCGUCAAAUAAUAGAGGAUCUCAAAGCUGCUUAUUUGCUAUCUUGUCUUUCGGCGCAUUCAUUCUGGCUAAAUUUCAAAAAUGAACCAGAAAAGGACUUUAAAUAUUUCUUGGAAGCUCAUAUUGAUGAAAUUUCGGACGGUACUGUAGAAAGUGAUAUUGAUCUUACCAAUGUAUCGAUGGAAAUUGAUUCUUGUACGGCAAAUUAUUAA
Diversispora eburnea is the source of this 630-nucleotide messenger RNA. The record is from the annotation of a GenBank genome assembly. NCBI's taxonomy places the organism in Eukaryota, Fungi, Glomeromycota, Glomeromycetes, Diversisporales, Diversisporaceae.